GCAAAAGCACUUGGACUAUAAAAGACAACAAAUCAUAUUCCUCCGGAGUAUAUACACCCCGUUGUCCACCCAAUGAGUUCCUAUUUUGUUAACUCAACUUUUCCCGUGUCUCUACCGGGAGGACAGGACUCUCUCCUGGGUCAGAUCCCGUUAUAUUCCUCGGGAUACACCGAUCCGUUAAGACACUACUCCAACGCGGCCACAUAUGGAGCAGCCAACAUGCAGGACAAGGUUUACCCCGCGUCCUACUACCAGCAGACGGGCGCAGCAGCCGCGGCCAUCUACGGCAGGGCGGGCGGAGGAGGAGCGCCCUGCGACUACAACCCGGUCGGGACUUUCUACAAGGACGCGGAGGGUUCGUGCGCUUUCUCGAGCCGCGACGAACAGCCGCUGUUUGAGCACCAGCAGCGCAAAGCAGCGGAGUGCGCGGAGCAGACUGUCAGCAUGAGCAGCAGCCUCGACGACAAGUCCUCCACCCUCAUCUACCCGUGGAUGCAGAGGAUGAACGCCUGUUCCGCCGGGCCGUUUGGCAACAGUGGCCGCAGGGGCCGGCAGACCUACACCCGCUACCAGACCCUGGAGCUGGAGAAGGAGUUCCACUUUAACCGCUACCUGACCAGGAGGCGCCGGAUAGAGAUCUCCCACGCUCUGUGUCUGACCGAGAGACAGAUCAAAAUCUGGUUUCAGAACCGCAGGAUGAAGUGGAAAAAGGAGAACAAACUCCUGAACCCUUCAAAGACAGAAGAGGAGGAGGAGCAGGCGGAGAAAAAGAGCUAGAGAGAGGAAAAAAAGGAAAGACACUGAGGAGAAAGGAGAGAGAAAGUGACGUGUGUGUUUGGGUGCACACUAAAAAUAAAAAUGUAUUUCUUUGUAGAUAAAGUGCCAUGUUAGAGAUAGACUUUAUUUCAGUAUGUGCACGGUGAUAAUGUCUGCAUUAGGUUUUAAAAAUCAAUCUUUGUCUUUAUUGUGCUUGUGUGUUAAUUUAGGGGACUAUGCAAAAAAAAUCCGCCAAAAUGUAAAUAAAUAAGUGUUUAGUUUUUGAAAAUUGUUGUUACCUCAUCUACUGACGUUGAUUUCUUUGACUUGUGUCCCCUCAUGACGUUAAAAGAGGCUCCUCUGAUGUACAUCUUGUGCUGUAGUUGUUCUAAAAUGAAUAAUAAUGAUGAUAUUAGUGUUGUUGUUUACAGCUGUGCCAUUCACAUUUGUACAGAUGUUAUUUAUUGUUGGUCACCCAUGUGUUCAAUGCACAUCUGGA
Molecule: messenger RNA, 1255 nt
Organism: Cheilinus undulatus (humphead wrasse)
Lineage: Eukaryota; Metazoa; Chordata; Actinopteri; Labriformes; Labridae
Gene: hoxb6b
Product: homeobox B6b
Exons: 2
Coding region: 73-777 (234 amino acids)
Biological process (GO): anterior/posterior pattern specification; regulation of transcription by RNA polymerase II
Cellular component (GO): nucleus
Molecular function (GO): DNA-binding transcription factor activity, RNA polymerase II-specific; RNA polymerase II cis-regulatory region sequence-specific DNA binding
Source: RefSeq, a predicted model, not a curated record